Messenger RNA from Solea solea (common sole), 5340 nucleotides. It is a transcript of the gene kcnd1, whose product is annotated as potassium voltage-gated channel, Shal-related subfamily, member 1. The transcript has 9 exons. NCBI's taxonomy places the organism in Eukaryota, Metazoa, Chordata, Actinopteri, Pleuronectiformes, Soleidae. The coding region runs from base 865 to 2781 and encodes 638 amino acids. Gene Ontology annotation, molecular function: A-type (transient outward) potassium channel activity; protein binding. Gene Ontology annotation, biological process: protein homooligomerization; potassium ion transmembrane transport. Gene Ontology annotation, cellular component: voltage-gated potassium channel complex; membrane. The record is from RefSeq and is a predicted model, not a curated record.
UUGUUGCCGCGGCAGCAGAGCAGCUCACAUCACACACACUAAAACAUUCUUCAUCAUCAUCAUCAUCAUCGCUGCCUCCUCCUGCGUCUCCUCGCCCUGCGUCCACAAACCUGCCUUCAUCCUCUUCAUCAUCCUCUUCUUCAUCCUCCUCUUGUUCAUCUUCAUCAUCUGUGGACGACCAAACAUGGACAUGGAGUAACGACCGCCUGACGCCUCCUCCUCCUCGCUCCUCAAAACAAACCUGGUGUCUCUCGACCAUCACCGCUAAUGCCUUGCUGACUUGCACAAGAGAGCGAGAGACAGUAAAACAGAGAGAGAGAGAGAGGCUGCAGAUCUAUAAUCACCACAGCAGAGAAAAAACACUUAGGGCGAGCGAGGAGGCAGCCAUUCUGUUGAUGUUGCAACUUUGUAGAACCAUCAUCACAAUUUAAUAAGAAUUUGAAAAGCUGUAAUAAAAGGAGGGAGGAGCUACAGGCAACAUUUAGUUUUUAACAUUCUGACAUUCUGAACAAGAAGGCUCCUCCCCCUCCAAACAGAAGGAUUCUCCAGGAAGGCUCCGACCCCUCCAGACAGAAGGAUUCUCCAGGAAGGCUCCGCCCCCUCCGGACAGAGAGACACUCGAUCAGAGUGAAAACGGACCGGCGUCCUCGUCCAUUCUCUUCAUGGCUUGACCUUUGACCCUUCAGCUGAACCCUUCCUAUGCCCCUCCCCCUCAUCAUGUCCCCCCCACUUCCUGUCGCGCUGCUCUGACCACUCGAGGCAGGAAACAAAGUGAGGGAGGAGUUAGGAUUGACUGGGCCCCACCCCCCUCCUCACAGGCCGCCGAAGCUCGACUCCCAGCGCGUGGAUUUCCUCUGAUGCAAGAUGGCGGCCGGCGUGGCAACGUGGCUGCCGUUUGCGCGGGCGGCGGCGGUCGGCUGGCUGCCGCUCGCCAAGAAGACGAUGCCUAAACCUCCGGUGGACAACUCGUCCAAGUCUGACGAAAUUCUGUACGUCAACGUCAGCGGGGUCAGGUUUCAGACGUGGAAGAACACUCUGGACCGUUAUCCCGACACGCUGCUCGGAUCCUCGGAGAAAGAGUUUUUCUACAACGAAGACACGCAGGAGUAUUUCUUUGACCGAGACCCUGAGAUGUUCCGGCACAUUCUGAACUUUUACCGCACGGGAAAGUUGCACUACCCGAGACACGAGUGCAUCCAGGCCUUCGAUGAGGAGCUGGCGUUCUAUGGCAUUGUACCAGAGAUCAUUGGAGAUUGUUGCAUGGAGGAAUAUCGAGACCGGAAGAAAGAGAACCAGGAGCGUUUGGCUGAAGAUACCGAGGCCAACGAGGCCAUGGACGCCCCCCUCCCCCCACACAGCACGCCCAGGGAGCGUCUGUGGCGAGCGUUUGAGAACCCCCACACCUCCACCAUGGCUCUGGUCUUCUACUACGUCACCGGCUUCUUCAUCGCCGUCUCCGUCAUCGCCAACGUGGUGGAGACGGUUCCCUGCCGGCCUCUGAAAGGCAGCGUGAAGGACCUUCCGUGUGGAGAGAAAUACCAGCUGGCCUUUUUCUGCAUGGACACGGCCUGCGUGCUCAUCUUCACCUUCGAGUACCUGAUGCGUCUGUUCGCGGCGCCCAGCCGCUGCAAGUUCAUGCGCUCUGUGAUGUCCGUGAUCGACGUGGUGGCCAUCAUGCCAUACUACAUUGGACUGGUGAUGCCCGAGAACGAGGACGUUAGCGGCGCCUUUGUCACGCUCCGUGUCUUCCGCGUCUUCAGGAUCUUCAAGUUCUCGCGCCACUCGCAGGGUCUGAGGAUUCUGGGCUACACGCUGAAGAGCUGCGCCUCGGAGCUCGGCUUCCUGCUCUUCUCCCUCACCAUGGCCAUCAUCAUCUUCGCCACCGUCAUGUUCUACGCCGAGAAGGGCACCAAGGGCUCCACCUUCACCUCCAUCCCCGCCUCCUUCUGGUACACCAUCGUCACCAUGACAACGCUUGGGUACGGCGACAUGGUUCCCAACACCAUUGCUGGGAAGAUCUUUGGGUCCAUCUGCUCACUCAGUGGUGUCCUGGUCAUCGCGCUGCCCGUCCCCGUCAUUGUGUCCAACUUCAGCCGAAUAUAUCACCAGAACCAGAGGGCGGAUAAGAUGAGAGCACAGCAGAAAGUGCGUUUAGCUCGAAUCCGCAUGGCAAAGAAAGGAACAACCAACGCUUUUCUACAAUACAAAGAAGACAGAGCACUGGGGGAUCGGGACAGUGACAGCACGGCUCUGUGUGUGAAGAACAGAUCAGCGUUUGAACACCAACAUCAUCAUCUGCUGCACUGUCUGGAGAAAACAACGAACCACGAGUUCACAGAUGAGAUGACGUACAGCGAGCUCUGUAUGACCGAGUCCGUCGGCUUCAGGACGAGUCGCAGCACCUCCCUGUCGAGCCAGCAGGGGGCGCAGAACAACUCCACUGGCUGCUGCCCGCGGCGAGCCCGCAGACGAGCCGCCAUGCGUCUGGCCAACUCCACGGUGUCUGUGAGCCGUGGGAGCAUCCAGGAGCUGGACACGCUGCACAUGAAAAUCACCGCGAUACCACCGCAAACUCGCUCCAGUCUCAACGCUCAGCUCGAGGACCUGAAGCUAAAUUGCGGGGAACAGGAUUUCAGCGCGGCCAUCAUCAGCAUCCCCACGCCCCCCGCCAACACACCUGAGGAGAGUCUGCCUCCCUCACCCGCUCCCAUCCCUGGGAUCCUUAGAAACACCCGCGCCACCGCGUACACUCAUGACAAGAUCAAAGUCUCCUCCUUAUAACCUUCAGACCUCAAGCAGUAAGCCCCUCCCCCCUCUCGUUGCUCCACCCUCUAAGAUCCUGAGCAGCAGCUUCUGCUCCCUGAGCUUCUCACAUGUUUGCAGAUGUUUUCAAAAAAACAAACCCGGGAACAGAAUAUCGUGUCAUGGAGAGGGAACUUGAUGGUCAUGAAGGUAGAACCAAGGUCCUUUAAACCCAGGCCCUCUGACCUUUGACCUUUGAACAGGUCAUCCGGCUGACUGACUGGGUUCACUUUGCACAACCACUGAACGUACAAGAGGGAAGUGAAAUGGCAGCUGAGGCUGGUGUUUAGACCUGGACUCUUGAGGGUUUAGACCUGGACUAAGGUGUUUAGACCUGGACUCUUGAGGGUUUAAACUCAGAGACAAAGUGAUAAAAGUUCCAAGUGACUCUUCUUCAGCUCAGGUUCAAGAAACACUUUAUGAAAAUGCGACGACGACGACGACGAUCUGAACCAAACUGGAUUAAGUCCGUUUUCUAAAUUAGAGAACGUUUCUUCACUGAGAUCAGAUUAAAAGUGGUCUGAUCCGACUCUCACACGGGAAACUAAAGCCUUUUACUUUUCAAAAUAUGCAACACUGAAACAAACAGGACAAGAGCAUCAACAAAGAGCAGGAUAAUAAGAAUGAUAAUGAUAAUAAUAACGACAAUAAGAACAAUAAUAAUAAUGAUAUAAUGUAUUUAAAAGCUUCUGUCACUGCAGGGAACAAAAUGUAAAGCAAUUAAGAAACGAACGGAUGGCGCGUGAAGACGUGUUUCCCAAUAUUUUUCCAGAGAAAAGGAAACUGAAGUCAGGUUUGUCCCGGCGGCGACGAUCCGCUUGUUUUCAGCACGUGGAUUAAAAAUGUCUGCUUUCUGCCUCCAGGGGGCGCCUGUGUCACAACGAUAGUUAAGUUAGUUAGUGAGUCGUUACAGUAGUGAAAAAAAUAGGUUUUCUGCUCCUCAGUCAAAACAUGAAAAUAUAAUAAAAGAACACGACAAAUAAAUGUAAAUUAAACUUUUACACGAAGAAAAUGUUCCAUCAAAUAAGAAACAGCAGAAACUAAAUCUUUAAAUUUAUCAUCCACAGCAGAAACACUGUUUACUUCCUGUUUCUGGUCUACCUACUUCCUGUUUCCUGUUGUUUACAGGAAACAUCCGAUUUCAUGUUGUUCAUGUUGGAUGAUCAAUAUAAAGUUUUAUGAUUCAUUUCUUAUUCAUUUUAAAUGAGUUAACUUAAAAAAAGAAGGAAAAAAAAGCUGAAAACAACCAGAGAGUGAACGUUGUUGACGACUUGACUUCAGUGUUCAGACAAGCUUUUCGUCCACCAAUCAGAAGCGAGUAUGUAAAUGAGUGCGUGAGUGACAGACGGUGAACAUUGUAACAUAUUUUGUAUCAUAAACUCUCACCUGCAUCUUCCAAUCAAACCCUGAGAAAAAAGAAAAGACAAAAGAAAACAGAUGGAGACGAACGUGCGUGGGUGCGUGUGGGUGUUCCUCCAUGCAUGAGCCUUGUACAGUAGAAGUAGCAUUAUUGAUCAAAAGUGAUCAUAAGAACUUAUCAAUCAUAUCAGAAAAAAAAUUGUCUGUCGUUUUGCAUGAAAAAUUCUUCAGUUUUGUUCUCGUUUCUCCAAAAUAACUUUAACGAAGAGUGUUUGCACCAAAGCAAAGGAAUUAUUAUUAUUGGAUUAUUGAAUUCCAAAAUAAAAACAAAAUCAUUCAGGCAUGUUCCUCGCCAGGAUGUGUGUGUGUGUGUGUGUGGGUGUGUGUGUGAGAGAGAGAGCAGUCACAAAUAUGCAUGGAUACCGUUAUAGGUAUUUUCUCUGUUUAACAAAGACGAGAUUGAACUCACUGUGACUGGUUUCUAUGACAACGACCAUGUUCAAACAUCAUGUAACAAACUUUUAUUCAAGGUCCAGUUUUUCUCUCACUUUGACCAGCAACUGUACCAAGUUCCUGUCAGAAGGGGGCGCUGUGCUGACGAGUGUAAAUGUGUUCCUUUAACGUGGAAACACUGGUUUGACGCAUUUGAAAACUCCAGAGAACAUAACCAGGUGACCUCCAGGUGACUUCCAGGUGACCUCCAGGUGACCUCCAGGUGACCUCCAGUUCGGACGAGUUGACCCCGUGGUGAUCUUGAGUUCGGACGAGGUGACCUUGAGUUCGGACGUGGUGACCUUGACUACGGACGAGGUGACCUCGUGGUGACCUUGAGUUCGGACGAGGUGACCUCGUGGUGACCUUGAGUUUGGAUUGACCUCUGACAUCGUUGACAGGAUGGAAAUGAAUUUACAGAAACAGUAAAUUGUUUAUUUUAUUAAUUCCGAAAAAUCUUCUAAUUCUUCAUUUGAAUAAUUUGUGAAAAUGUUUUUUUUUUUCAUCCUGUCAGUGGUUUUGUUGUCAUGUGACCUGUCUUUUCGUGGGUCUUAAAUUGUUGGUCUGCUGAAGGUUUGAUUGUUUCCAUCCGUGAAGUUCAGUCUCAGUGAGUGAAGAAGAAGAAGAAGAAAACAACAUAAAAGCACAGACAUGUAUAUUCAUUCCACUAAUAAACAACAGAAACCA